CAAAGAAAUAGACUAACAGAACAGAGUAAGGCAAGACUGUCUUUAAGAUUAUAAGGCAGCGCGUGUUCUCCAAAAUCGCUUUAUUUCGUUUCCUUUCGUUGUCUGUCGUGGGAGACAACAGGGCGGAACAAAAUGUCUGAGGACGACGACAGGCAGCAGUCUCCGCCGUCGGAUCUUGAGUUUGUUUCCAAUAAGGCGCGGAACUGCAACGCCACUGGAUCUGGUUCGGGUAACCCGGAGUUCCAGUCGGCGUACCCGGAUCAGGUUCUGGAGAACGUGCUCCACUUCCUGACAUCGAAGCGGGACCGAAACGCAGUUUCAUUGGUUUGUAAGUCAUGGUACCGGGUCGAGGCGCUUACUCGAUCCGAGCUAUUCAUUGGGAACUGCUAUGCGGUUUCGCCUGCUCGGGCCACGGCCAGGUUCGCCAGGGUGAGGGCUCUUCACCUGAAAGGGAAGCCCAGGUUUGCGGACUUUAACAUGAUGCCGUCUGAUUGGGGAGCGCACUUCAAUCCCUGGGCUCUGGCUAUGGCCAAGGCUUACCCUUGGCUGGAAAAAGUUCAUCUAAAGCGCAUGUCCGUGACGGAUGAUGAUCUGGCAACACUGGCCGAGUUGUUUUUAGGGUUUAAGGAGCUCGUCCUCGUUUGCUGUGAUGGGUUUGGAACUAGUGGCCUUGCUAUUUUCGUUAACAAGUGCAGACAGCUUAAGGUGCUUGAUCUGAUCGAAUCCGAGAGUUCAGAUGAUGAGGCAGAUUGGAUAUCCUGUUUUCCCGAGGGUGAAUCGCAUCUUGAGUCCUUGAUAUUUGAUUGUGUGGAAUGCCAUAUAAAUUUCGAGGCAUUGGAAAGGCUGGUGGCUAGGUCUCCUUCACUUAAGAAGCUUAGAUUAAAUCGAUAUGUUUCAAUUGGGCAGCUAUACCGCCUGAUGGUUCGAGCUCCGCAGCUCACACACCUUGGGACAGGGUCCUUUAGCUCUUCGGAGAUUGCAGGGCAAGGUGAUCAAGAACCAGAUUAUGUGAAUGCUUUUGCUGCCUGCAAAACCUUAGUUUGUCUCUCUGGGUUUAGGGAAAUAAUUCUGGAUUAUCUGCCUGCAAUAUACCCUGUUUGCGCAAAUCUAACAUCUCUGAAUUUCAGCUAUGCUAACAUCACUGCAGAACAGCUUAAACCAAUUAUAAGCAAGUGCCACAAGCUCCAGGUUUUCUGGGUUCUAGAUUCAAUAUGUGAUGAAGGACUUCAAGCAGUGGCUGCGACAUGCAAGGAAUUACGUGAGCUUCGGGUUUUUCCUGUCGAUGCUCGAGAGGAUAGUGAUGGCCCGGUUUCUGAAGUUGGCCUCCAAGCUAUUUCAGAAGGCUGUCGGAAAUUGCAAUCUAUUCUGUAUUUUUGCCAGCAGAUGACUAAUGCAGCUGUGAUAACAAUGUCCAAGAACUGUCCAGAUCUUGUUGUUUUCCGGCUAUGCAUAAUGGGGCGCCACAGGGCCGAUCAUGUGACUGGAGAACCCAUGGAUGAUGGUUUUGGUGCCAUUGUUAUGAACUGCAAGAAGCUCACUCGCCUUGCUGUAUCCGGAUUACUGACGGAUAAAGUUUUUGACUACAUUGGACGGCAUGGGAAAUUGGUACGCACGUUGUCGGUGGCCUUUGCUGGAGACAGUGAUAUGGGCCUUAAAUAUGUGCUUGAGGGUUGUCCACAAUUGCAGAAAUUUGAGAUUAGAGAUAGCCCAUUUGGAGAUGCAGCCCUGCGUUCCGGUUUGCAUCACUACUACAACAUGAGGUUCCUUUGGAUGUCCUCAUGUAGGCUAACUCGCCGUGGUUGCCAGGAGAUUGCUCGUGCUAUGCCUCGCCUAGUAGUUGAAGUGAUUAGGUCUGCUGAUGAGGAGGAGGUGGAUGAUGCUGUUGAAAUAUUAUACAUGUAUCGGUCUCUUGAAGGGCCAAGAACUGAUGCACCGAAAUUUGUCACCAUCUCGUAGGUAAACACGAUGCAGGAAGCUAUUUCAAGUGUUCUCAUGGUAGAUAAAAAAACAAGUUUGCUCUGUUUCACGGGGAAUAUUAAUAUGGCAGGCAUCUUUUAGAUAACGCCCCGUGUAUUCCAGUCAAUCCAGCCAAGCAAAGUUGAGUAAAUAACUUCUGCUUCAGGCUUGGGUUGUUACGGCUGCACUGAAAUCAGAUCUCCCGGUUAGGGAUAACUUUCAUUUUUGCAUAGGUUCUUUUCAAGGACUUUGGAUGAGGGGACUAGUGAUUGAACAGGAGGUCUUUGUAUGUUAUCAGAUCAUCGGAUGUUCUAGCGGUACACAUUUUAAAUUUUAUGCUUAUUUUUGUUUUCGUAUUCAUUUCAAUAAUUGAAGUUAGCCAAAAGAGAAUUUAGGAGGGGGUUAUUGAACUAGUAUAUGGAGGGGCAAUGAUGCAUGUUUUUCGGUCCAAGAUCGCCUUAACUUUUGAUGUAGAGAUGGUCGAAGAAAUCGGAGAUUUGAAGCAGCCAAGAAGUAUUUUUCCGCUCUCUAAAAGAUAAGUCUGCUCAUUU
This is a messenger RNA of Hibiscus syriacus, 2507 nucleotides long. RefSeq names its product transport inhibitor response 1-like protein. Gene Ontology annotation, biological process: SCF-dependent proteasomal ubiquitin-dependent protein catabolic process. Gene Ontology annotation, cellular component: SCF ubiquitin ligase complex. The coding region runs from base 133 to 1956 and encodes 607 amino acids. The record is from RefSeq and is a predicted model, not a curated record. Lineage: Eukaryota; Viridiplantae; Streptophyta; Magnoliopsida; Malvales; Malvaceae. The transcript has 3 exons.